This is a messenger RNA of Effrenium voratum, 1807 nucleotides long. NCBI's taxonomy places the organism in Eukaryota, Dinophyceae, Suessiales, Symbiodiniaceae. The record is from the annotation of a GenBank genome assembly.
AGCUUGGCCCACGCUGGGCGCAAGCGAGGCGUUGGUUGGGUGGCUUCAGGCAGGUGGGUUAGGUGAUGGGUGAAUUUAGACAAGGCCUUCGCCGACGGCCACUGAUCAACUCCAUCGUUGCCUUGCUGCUGCUCAGCCUUUCUUUGAGAUGGUCAAGUACCUGCUUUGGAGGCAAGAAACACAAGGACUUGCCAACAGAUGAGAAGGCGAAGAUUGUCAGCUUGAUUGGGCGCGAGGUGCUCGAUAGCCGAGGGAAUCCCACGGUCGAAGCAGAGCUGACCACAGGCUACGGCACCGUACGGGCCAUCGUGCCCAGCGGUGCCUCCACAGGCAUCUACGAGGCUCUGGAGCUCCGAGAUGGCGAUGCCCGCUUCAGAGGAGCAGGGGUGACGAAGGCAGUGUCCAACAUUAACAAAGUCAUCGCGCCCAAACUGAAGGGCAAAGAUGUCCGCUUUCAGAAGGAGCUCGACGAGCUCAUGGUCCACAAGCUGGACGGAUCCCAGAAUGAAUGGGGCUAUCCCAAGGAGAAGCUAGGCGCCAACGCCAUCCUGGCAGUCUCUAUGGCUGUUUGCAGAGCAGGUGCUGAUGCUUUUGAUUUGCAACUCUUUGAGUACAUCGGCGAGCUGAAAGAGACCAAAUUCGAGGUCGCACGUAUUGAAGUGCAAAGAGCUAGAAGAAGGACAUACAAGAUGCCGGUGCCAAUGAUGAAUGUCAUCAACGGCGGCCGACAUGCGGGAAACAAACUCCCAAUGCAGGAGUUUAUGAUCGCCCCCACUGGCGCCAAGUCUUUCAAAGAGGCGCUUCAGCUUGGCGCUGAGGUUUACCAGUCGCUGAAGACGGUGGUCAGAGAAAAGUACGGACAGGAUGCCGUGGCUGUUGGAGAUGAAGGCGGCUUCGCUCCAAACAUUCAGGAGAACGAUGAGGCCUUGCAGGACCUGAUGGAUGCCAUCAAGGAUGCUGGCGCCACUGGCAAGGUCAAGCUUGCCAUGGACAUUGCUGCCUCUGAGUUCUACAACAAGCAGGACAAGACCUACAAUCUGGGCUUUAAGGUAGACAAUCCUGAUCCGUCCUUGAUAAAGAGCAAAGAGGAGAUGGUGGCUUUCUACAAAGAUGUCACUUCGAGAUUCCCGGUGGUGUCCAUCGAAGACCCCUUCGAUCAGGACGACUGGGAGGCAUAUAGCAGUAUGGUGGAGGAAAUGGGAAAGAGCGUGCAGGUGGUCGGAGAUGACCUGCUUGUCACCAAUCCCAAGAGGAUCCUCUAUGCCGAGGAGCACAAGGCUGCCAAUGCGCUGCUCCUGAAGAUCAAUCAGAUUGGGAGCAUCACCGAAGCCAUCACCGCCUACCAGGACAGCGUGACUGCUGGCUGGGGCGUCAUGGUCUCUCAUCGGAGUGGUGAGACUGAGGAUACCUUCAUUGCGGACUUGGCAGUGGGACUGAGCACAGGGCAGAUCAAGACGGGCGCCCCGUGCCGUUCGGAACGAGUUGCAAAGUACAACCAGCUGCUGCGCAUUGAAGAGUACUUGGGCCGAAGAGCCUCCUAUGCCGGCGAGAAGUUCCGGGACUCCUGAGAUCCGGGCAGCCCACUUCCGACUCGUGGUCAGCUUUGCAAAGCGGCGGGUGAAAUGGCGCGGUUUGCCGCUUUUUGCCGGGCGAUCUGGGCCUCCAACCCAGCAGGCCAAGGUGCUGAGAGCUUUUGCAGGCUUAGACAUGUAAAUAGGUUCCCACAUACUUUUAACUUGUACACAGGCGAGUUGCCUGUCGCUACAGUAUCGUAUCUCGGGGGAAUCUGCGGGCCAUCGAUUCACGA